Rotaria sp. Silwood2 is the source of this 411-nucleotide messenger RNA. The record is from the annotation of a GenBank genome assembly. NCBI's taxonomy places the organism in Eukaryota, Metazoa, Rotifera, Eurotatoria, Philodinida, Philodinidae.
AUGAAAGAAGUUGCGCCAACUUGUGCUGAGGACUGCGACUUAGUCUGUCCCAUUACGUUGCGAGUCUUUCGAGAUCCAGUGAUAGCUGCAGAUGGCCGUACCUAUGAACGUGAAGCAAUCGUACGAUGGAUCAUGAAGCAUGGCACUAGUCCAUUCACACGAGAGCCAUUGAAUGUCAAAGACUUACAACAGAAUUAUCAUGUGAGAGGUAUGGCUGCUCGACGACGAAGUUCAACGUCAUCUUAUUGUGUGAUUGAUGAAUCAAGAAUUUAUCGAAGUCCACGGGCAACACCUGCCAACGGUAGGUUAUCAUUUACCCCAAAUUGGUUACCACAAAUCAACCCCGAAAACAAAUCCCCAUUUGGGGAUUUUGAUUUUGAAAUUUUUUAUUUUGGGGAUUUUUUGACAUAA